Messenger RNA from Hemicordylus capensis (graceful crag lizard), 3174 nucleotides. It is a transcript of the gene MATN4, whose product is annotated as matrilin 4. The transcript is spliced from 11 exons. Bases 429 to 2297 code for a protein of 622 amino acids. NCBI's taxonomy places the organism in Eukaryota, Metazoa, Chordata, Lepidosauria, Squamata, Cordylidae. Gene Ontology annotation, molecular function: calcium ion binding. The record is from RefSeq and is a predicted model, not a curated record.
CUACGCGCCCGGCGCCACCCAGCAAGCUGUGCGUGCCAACCCGGAGAGGUGGGUGGGGUUGGAGCAGUGCUGCCGAGCAGCUCUCCAUGGGGCAGCCCCGCUCUCUCCAGCCUCAAGGGGGAGGGGUCGGGGGUCGGCCCCUUCCCCCCCCCCGCGCCCUCUCCCUGCGCGAUCCCGGUUAAAUGCGGCGCUCUCCGCUCUCGCUCCUCUCAGUUCCGAGCAGCGGCAAAGAGGCACUGCAGCGCGCAAUCGCAGGGCGCAGCAGUCUCCCCAUCGUCUGCGCCGCCCCCUCCCAGGCUCCCGGCUUUACCUGGACCAGCCCCACGGGGGAGUCGUACUCCCGUCUUCUGCUGAGUUCCGCGGCUGCUCCUCCGCGCCUUCCAGCCAGCCGAGAAAAUCCUCCUGAGAUUCCUUUGCCUUGAAACUGAAUGAUGAAGCUGCUACAAGUUGGUGCUUUUCUUUUGCUAACCAUUAUGGCAUUGGAAGCCCGACCAAAACUCUUAGGAGCCAAGUGUAAGACAGGUCCCCUGGACAUUGUCUUUGUGAUCGACAGCUCGCGCAGUGUCCGCCCCUUCGAAUUUGAGACCAUGAGGCGCUUCAUGAUCGACAUCAUUCAUAACCUGGAUAUAGGGCCCAACGCCACGCGGGUCGGGGUGAUCCAGUACUCCAGCCAGGUCCAGAAUGUCUUCUCCCUCAAGUCCUAUUUCACUAGGGCUGAAAUGGAGAAGGCCAUCAACAGCAUUGUCCCAUUGGCCCAAGGCACCAUGACAGGGUUGGCCAUCCAGUAUGCCAUGAAUGUGGCUUUCACCACGCAGGAGGGGGCCCGCCCACUGCACAAGAAGAUCCCUCGAGUGGCUGUGAUUGUGACCGAUGGGCGGCCCCAAGACCGUGUGACAGAUGUGGCUGCUCAAGCCCGAGCAGCUGGCAUUGAAAUCUAUGCGGUGGGUGUUCAGCGGGCAGACAUGAACUCCUUGAGGGCCAUGGCUACUCCCCCACUGGAGGAGCACGUAUUCUUGGUGGAGUCCUUUGACCUCAUCCAACAGUUUGGCAAGCAGUUCCAGGACAAGUUGUGUGGUGUCGAUAUGUGCACAGAAAUGGAUCAUGGCUGCCAGCACACCUGUGUCAGUGUCCCAGACUCUUUCUAUUGUCAGUGUAACCCAGGAUACAAGCUCAACGCUGAUGGGAAGACAUGCUCCAUCAUUGAUGCCUGUGCUGAUGGGAGACAUGGCUGUGAGCACCAGUGUGUCAGUUCUCACGGCUCUUACACUUGCCGUUGCCGGACAGGCUAUUACCUCAACCAGGACAAGAAGACAUGCAGCAUGAUCAAUUUCUGCAGUUUUGGCAACCACAGUUGCCAGCACGAGUGUGUGAACAUCCUGAACGGAUACUAUUGCCGCUGCCGUGAUGGCUACACUCUUCAGGCUGAUGGCAGGUCAUGCCAGGCCAGUGACCUGUGCAAUACUGUAGAACAUGGGUGUGAAUUUAAGUGUGUCAGCACCACAGGCUCUUACCACUGUGUAUGCCCAGAGGGUCAGCAGCUCCAGGCGGACAAGAAGACAUGCAACAAGUGCAAAGCUGGACACAUUGACUUGGUGCUGGUGAUUGAUGGCUCCAAGAGUGUCCGGCCUCAGAACUUUGAGCUGGUGAAGCAGUUUGUAAACCAGAUUGUAGACUUCCUGGAUGUGUCUCCUCAUGGCACCCGCGUGGGGCUGGUCCAGUACUCCAGCCGUGUGCGCACAGAGUUCCCACUCAACAAAUUCACGACAGCAGCCGAUGUCAAGAAGGCAGUCCAGAGGGUGCAGUACAUGGAGAAGGGCACCAUGACUGGCCUGGCUCUCAAGCACAUGGUGGAGCACAGCUUCUCUGAGGCUGAAGGGGCCAGGCCUCUCUCCCAGCAUGUGCCCAGGAUUGGCCUGGUCUUCACUGAUGGGCGCUCUCAAGAUGAUAUCUCAGAAUGGGCCAGAAGAGCAAAGGAAUCAGGAAUCGUCAUGUUUGCAGUUGGUGUUGGUAAAGCUGUUGAGGAAGAACUGAGAGCAAUUGCCUCUGAGCCAAUUGAUCAGCACUUUUCAUACUCUGCGGAUUUCAACACCAUGACUCACAUUGUCGACAAUCUUAAACUCAACAUCUGCCCUGAGGAGGGCAAAGGAGAAACGGAAUUCCGUAAUCCAUGUGAAUGCGAGGCCCUUGUACAGUUCCAGUCAAACACUCUUGCCAUCCUGGAAGACCUCACCGAUAGAAUUGGCCAGAUGACUGUCAGACUCGAAAAGUUGGAAAACCAGAUUGCUGGCAAGAAAUGAUCACCACAGACAGAAAUCCAGUAUUUGGGGCGGAUACAUGUCUUGUCGCUCAUCAUUGGCAUUCCUUGACCUGUUGUAAAUGGUUCCUUGUACUUUUAUCACAGGACCCUGAGUGGAAUUGAAAUUGCUCCCUUCUUCCCUAGGUUGAAACAAACAAUAGCAUCAUUACGUUGGAAUGGUCUUUUCCUUUGCCUGAAAUAGAUUGAUGGGCUGAUGAUGAACUGGAUCAGGCCUCACAGACAGGGACUGGAGACCCAAGUAGGCAUGGGACAUGAAGCAUCUUCAAGAGCUCCUGGGAUUUGUCAGCAUUUGAGAAUUCUUUCCUGAUAUCUUGUGGCAAACCUGAGAACACUUGCCUUGCUAGAAGAGACAGUCCCCGUUUGCUAAAUUGUAUUUAGUCCCAACCAUGGGAAGGAGGGACAAGAGCAACUUCUGAUAUUCUCUAGGAGAAGACCUAUUCUGUUGUUCCCCCUUGUUAUUUUUCACUGUGAACAGUAGCACUUGCAGCGUCUUUAUCUAAAGCUUUCUGCUUCGGUUGCACAUGAAUUUAAUAUCUGGUUUAUAAAUAGAAAUAUAAUUUUAAAAAAUUAACUAGAACAAGAUGCUCAAAAGAAAUUGAAGUGGGAUAUUUCUGAUGGGAAUCCCUUCCUUCCAACUCCACCCCGACUUUGACAGUAUUGAUGAAGAAUUUGUCAUUGCCUUUUUUUAUCAGAUCAUUUUUUAAAAGUUAUAUAUAUAUGUGUGUGGGGGGGGUGUGCGCAUGUGUGUAUAUAUCUUUCUUCCCCAAAGCAGGAUAAUUGUAUUUUUAAACAAACAUCUUUUAUAUUAUAUGUAAAUUUUUAUCUCAACUAAUAAAACUUGCUGAAGAUUUCUAAUA